This is a messenger RNA of Aspergillus versicolor CBS 583.65, 879 nucleotides long. RefSeq names its product flavin adenine dinucleotide pyrophosphatase. The transcript has 3 exons. The coding region runs from base 1 to 879 and encodes 292 amino acids. NCBI's taxonomy places the organism in Eukaryota, Fungi, Ascomycota, Eurotiomycetes, Eurotiales, Aspergillaceae. The record is from RefSeq and is a predicted model, not a curated record.
AUGACAUCAUCCGUCCCUGGUACCGGCAAGACGAUACACACGGCGGCAUGCCUCAUCAUCGGCGAUGAAGUGCUCGGCGGGAAGACCGUCGACACAAACUCCGCUUUCUUCGCGAGAUACUGCUUCUCGCUCGGAAUCCAGCUCAAGCGCGUGGAAGUCAUUGCUGACGACGAAAGCGAGAUCAUCGAAGCCGUCCGCCGCAUGAGCACUAAUUAUGACUUUGUCGUGACCAGCGGUGGCAUUGGCCCAACCCACGACGACAUAACCUACUCCUCCAUCGCCAAAGCCUUCAACCUCAAUCUUAAACUACACAAACCCGCCUUCGAUCGCAUGAAGGCCCUCUCAAAACCCCACCCCCUCCAGCCCGCCUUCGACUGGGACACCCCGUCCCCAGGCCUCACGGCCAAGCUGCGUAUGGUGGAGAUCCCGCACGACGAAUCUGUCCCACUCGAGCAGCAGGCUGUCUUCGUCGCAGACGACAUGUGGGUGCCCAUCGCCAUCGUCAACGGCAACAUCCACAUCCUGCCUGGCGUGCCGCGGCUCUUCGAGCGCCUCCUUGAACAUCUUCGACCUUCGCUGCUCCCUAGACUAGUGAACCCCGAGGGCAAGGGUAUAUACCGGUACUUGUUUAGCACGCCGCUUCCGGAGAGCGCGGUUGCGCCGUAUCUUACGGAUCUAGCAGGGAGGACGGAGGAUAGGGGUGUCAAGGUGGGAAGCUAUCCGCGGUGGCAGAAGAAGCGGAAUACGGUUACGCUUGUGGGAACGGAUAAGGAGCUUUUGGAUUCGCUUAUCCCAGAGGUUGAGCAGAAUGUGCAGGGAACGAAGGUUGAUAGGGAAGAUGAGUUGGAUACCCCUUCUGAUGAUGAGGAGGCGAAAUAG